This is a messenger RNA of Polyodon spathula (Mississippi paddlefish), 1860 nucleotides long. Its product is annotated as G-protein coupled receptor 20-like. Gene Ontology annotation, cellular component: membrane. The transcript has 2 exons. The coding region runs from base 328 to 1413 and encodes 361 amino acids. NCBI's taxonomy places the organism in Eukaryota, Metazoa, Chordata, Actinopteri, Acipenseriformes, Polyodontidae. Gene Ontology annotation, molecular function: G protein-coupled receptor activity. Gene Ontology annotation, biological process: positive regulation of Rho protein signal transduction; phospholipase C-activating G protein-coupled receptor signaling pathway. The record is from RefSeq and is a predicted model, not a curated record.
UUACAGCACUGUAGAGAACACAGAGCACAGCCAACAUUCCCUUUGGCUAGGGCUUUUUCUUAAAGUAGCAACCAGACUGCUGGGGAAAACCAGUAGCAAAGUAACUAGGUCACCUGGUCACCAGCAGACCAUCCCUUCAGCUGUUUCCUUUGGACCUGACAUUCAGCCCCAGUGGACGUAUAUCUCAACCACUUCAACUGAGGACAGUGUCCACUGCUGCGAGCACUUCAACUGUGGACAGUGUCCACUACUGCGAGCCCUUCAACUGAGGACAGUGUCCACUGCUGAGAGCUGCCUUGUCUCAAGGCUGGGACCCAACUCAGAAUCAUGGAGUCCACUUCCACUGAAGGCAGUUACUUCCCAAGUGUGACCCCUGUGCCCACGCACAACCUCAGCUCCCAGGUCCAGAAGGACUCAUACUUGCAUAAAUUGGCUCACCUAGACGAGGCCCUUUACAAUGACUUCUACAGCUUGUGGAUAGCUCUGAUCGUGAUAAACGUCCUUAUCUUCCUUGUGGGCAUCAUCCUGAACAGCCUGGCUCUGUACAUCUUCUGCUUCCGCACUAAACCAAAGACAACAUCAGUGAUCUACACCAUCAACCUAGUGAUCACCGACCUCCUGGUGGGCUUCUCUCUGCCCACCCGGAUCAUCUUGUACUACAGUGGAGGGGAUUGCCUCACCUGCUCCUUCGUGCACAUUUUCAGCUACUUCGUCAACAUGUACUGCAGCAUCCUCUUCCUCACCUGCAUCUGCGUGGACCGCUACCUUGCCAUUGUCCAAGUGGAGGCCUCCCACAAGUGGAGGAACCAAAACUACGCCAAGGGCAUCUGCAUCUUCAUAUGGCUCUUUGCCAUCGUGGUGACCUACUCCAUCCUGAUCACAGCCAUCAAAUAUGCCACCUGUUGCCUCUCCAAGCUCUUCGCCCUGACCACCUUCGAGUUCCUUGUGCCCCUGAUCAUCAUCGUGGUCUUCACCGUCCGCAUCAUGUGCGCCCUGUCCAGCAGCGACCGGAUGCUACAGAGCCGUGAGCGGAGAAUGCGAGCUGUCCAGCUGCUGGUCACCGUGCUGGUCAUCUUCAUGAUCUGCUUCACUCCCUUCCACAUCCGGCAGGUGCUGGUCUAUGCAUACCCAGACAUGCCCCGCCACGUCAGCUUGAUUAUCUACCACGUCACUGUCACCCUCAGCAGUCUCAACAGCUGCAUGGAUCCAAUCGUCUACUGCUUUGUAACCAACAACUUCCAGUCCACCAUGAAGGGCAUCUUCCUCAAGCCAGCGGCAGAUCAGACCAGCAGAGACAUCGCCAGCAUGCAGAAGAGCUCCAAGGAAUCGGAGACUGCCAUUGCACUGACCAGCACCAUGAUGAUGCGAGCCUGCAGACCCCCGCUGCACCUGCAGAGGAGCACGUACCUGUGAAGCACUUUGAGUCUGCUGUACUUUUCACUGGAUGAAAUACAGUUGUAGAGACAAAUAUUAGCACCCUACACUUAAUAGAAGAUCAUUCAAGAAAUUGAUUAAGUGCCUUUGUUUUUUUUAAUUUCUAUAAAGCCUGUUUGUUAAGCUAGCGGGAUUUCUGUAUUUUGGCCUUUAUCAUAUUAAUUAGUGGGUAAUGUUCACUAAAUGCCUCUGCUUUCUUGAAUGGUCUUAUAUUAAAUGUAGGGUGCCAAUAAUUUUGUCUGCGACUGUAGCUAUCUACCUAUACUGUACUUCAUGUCUGUGUGUAUAGAUUUACUGUUUAUAUUUAUAAAGGCAGUGUGUUUAUAGAUUUACUGUUUAUAUUGAUAAAGGCAGUGUGUGUAUAUAUUACUCUGACCCUGUUCACAUCUUUUUGUAUAUAAUAAAUAUAUGAACAAGUAAUGGUGU